AACCUCAUCUGGUAUCUCAGAGCCUCCAGUCUGUUUUCUCCACACACACACACACAAACACAGCGGCAUGAUAUGGUCCGGAGUGCAGAUUUCUCUUAGAGGGGUCGAGGAGCAAUCGUCAAGACAUGGACUUUAGCCAAAAGAAGCAUUGAAAACCGCUUGACUGCUUGGACUGGACGCUCAAUUACUCUAGCUGACCUUGGAAAACUGAAAGGAGGGAAGUGGAAUUGUGUGACGCAAGGGUACAUCCAGUUCCAUAAUGGCAAUCCCAAAUGACCUCUCCCUUUUCAACUCCACCUCCUCCCCCUAUUCAACGACAGAGAUCUAUCUGAACUCCUCUCUAGCCCCCUCUGCUCCCCCCUGCACAGACUGGCCUCCUGUAUCCAUGACCACGGUCAUCCCCGCCAUCUACAGCAUCAUCUGUGUGCUGGGAACAGCAGCCAACGCCCUGGCAGUGUGCGUGUUGGCCCAUGCCAGUGCCUCAAGGAGAACUGUGGCUAACACUUUCAUGCUGAACCUAUGUGUGUCUGACCUGCUGUUCCUGCUGUCUCUCCCGCUGUGGGCCGUCUACUACUCCCAGGGCUACAGCUGGCCCUUUGGCCGGGUUGCCUGCAAAGUCUGCGGAGCACUCCUCAACCUCAACCUCUACGCGUCUAUCUUCUUCAUCACGAGCAUGAGCAUGGACCGCUACCUGGCCAUCGUGCAUCCGCUACGCUCCCAGAGUGCACGAGACCCCAAACGUGCCCAGCUCACGUGCAUCCUGGUGUGGGUCCUGGCAUGCGCUUGCUCAGCCCCCACCUUGUAUCUGAGGGACACUUACCACCUCGAGGGGCUUGGCGUGGAGGCAUGUGUGAUUUCCUAUCCUGAUCAUACCUGGUAUCUGACCCUGGCCUGGAUGAAGAUCGUUCUGGCCUUCCUGUUGCCGCUGCUUGUCAUCUCCUGUUGCUACUGCGCUAUUGGUAGACAUUUGUUGGCUGAUACAGGGCUGGUCAGAAUGCAGAAUCUGUCACACACCCCCAGCAUGCCCUCUUUUAAAUCACUGGAGAGCAGUAAAACAGAGAGACCUCCAACCCCCUGUGUGAGCCCCAGCUCCAGCGGGGGCAGACCCCUGGAGGGCAGGGGGCUCGAGCGGGUGUUGUGGACAGUAGCUGCUGUGGUCAUGGCCUUCUUCCUCUGCUGGUUCCCCUUCCACUGUGUGACCUUCUUGGACGUGCUGAAGAGCAAGGGCUGGUUGGACAGCUGCUGGGUAAACUGGACCAUCCACAACCUCACCCCUCUCACCCUCUGCUUGGGCUUCUCCAACUCGGCCAUCAACCCCGUGCUCUACUGCUUCAUCGGAAACCAUUUCCGGGGUCGUCUCGGGGGCCUCUGCAAGGGCCUGUGUGCUUGUUUGAAGGCCCGUGGGGAACAUCACAGCCAGAAGAGGGGCUCCUUCAGCACCAGACUGAGCUCCUUCUCCCGAAAACUCAGUGACUUGAAAGACCUGGCGAUCGUGGAGCCCUCUGGUCCUGCCAUAGCCAGCCCCCAGAAGGGAGACUUUCCCUUCCCUCCACUUGCUUCACACCCCAGUGUGUUGUGCCAACGUUAAGUAACUGCUGAACUUCAAUAAGCACGGAUCUGUGAGACGGCACUGUUACUAUAAUUGACUCAUUAUAUACUUAAGUAUUGAGUCAAAUUCCAGCAGAGCUCAAUGCUGCCCUACAAAGACAGAGAAAAGAAGAAGCUGAGAAAAAAAAAGGGUUUUAAGUUUUGAGACUGGUUAGCUAAACCGUGUAACAAACAGAUGAAUUAUAAACUGAAUGCCUGUAAUUCCACAGCAGGCAGCUGUUUUCAGUGAAAAAGCUCUAAAAAUCCACUGUACACUUCCUGCUCAGCAAUAAACAGCAGCCAGACACAGUUAGCGACUAGUUGGUGAACAUAGUGGAGCACAGUAGUUUGGCAAACUUUGAUGUUUUCUCUGAAAUUAUAUAUUUCUAUGGCAUAAUAAUAUUUUAUAUGGUAAAACAAAUGUCAAAAAGUCAGAUUCUGGUCCAUUUCAUCUGAAUGUGUAGCUACUGCAUUUUGGCUUCGUAGGACAGAGCAGGGCAAAAGAUUAAUGAGGUACAGAUGUAUAAGGAUAAUUAUUAGUCAGUCAUGACAAUGCUACUUUUACUGUUCUUUUUGGGACCAAGAUAUUAUAUGUGUAAUCAUGUAACUAAUUACUGCAUUUCUUUGACUGAAAAAGAAAUAAAGUGAACAAUAUUUCCCUAAAAA
This is a messenger RNA of Siniperca chuatsi (mandarin fish), 2253 nucleotides long. RefSeq names its product type-2 angiotensin II receptor-like. The transcript has 2 exons. Bases 260 to 1588 code for a protein of 442 amino acids. Lineage: Eukaryota; Metazoa; Chordata; Actinopteri; Centrarchiformes; Sinipercidae. Gene Ontology annotation, cellular component: membrane. Gene Ontology annotation, molecular function: G protein-coupled receptor activity. The record is from RefSeq and is a predicted model, not a curated record. Gene Ontology annotation, biological process: G protein-coupled receptor signaling pathway; immune response.